AGCAGUAGUGUGGUUCUAUAUAUAUGGAGACACACACAUUUACACUGUGUACCAAGCUACUCUUAGGAGAAGAUCAGAAGCUUAAUUAACCAGUGUCAUAUGUGCAUCUAGGACAAUUAACGUUGUUUAAGAACAUCCCAGUGAUCGAUUACUGUCAUCUGGGAGGACUAAAGCAGCAGCUAGCUAGCCAUGACGAUCGUGGAGAUGCAGAUGAACAUGGACUGCGACGGAUGCGAGGGCAACGUCAGGAAGGCUCUCCUCAGGCUUCAGGGGGUGGACUACGUGGACGUGGACAGGGUGCGGGGGAAGGUGACGGUGACGGGGUCGGCGAGCCAGAAGAAGGUGCUGCGCGCGGCGCGGCGGUCGGGGAGGCUCGCCGUGCUGUGGCCGUCGGCGUACAACACCGACCACCACCAAGCCUACUACGCGCAGCCGCAGCCGCUGCCGGCGUACCACCACCACCACCACCACAACGCCAAGCCGGCCGUCGCCGCUCGCGCGCAUCAGCACCACUACAGCAGCGUGCAGCACGACAAGAUCAGCGGCGGCGGCGGCGGAGGAGGAUGGAUGGUGUUGCAGGCGCGGCACCAGCCUAAGGUGAGCUCGUACAACUACCACGUCCAUGGCUACUUCGACUCCGACCUGUACGGGUACAGCCACCACCACCACCACGACCACGCCGACGUCGUGCCGGCCGCCGCGAGGAGCUACUUCAGCGACGAGAACCCGCACGCCUGCACGAUCAUGUGACCGACCCCAGCGCCGCCUUCGCCGUCUCCGUCGGCCGGCCGAUCGGCCUCUGUUUUGCAUCGCGCCCCUGCUUCUUUUUGCGUGGCUUUGUGCAGUUUUUGCCCGUUUCAGAGAUCGCUCUGCGUGUUUUUAUUACUACUGCCUCGCUAGUUUCAUGUACAAAUCAAACAACAAAGUUUGCUUUAGGUUUAAUAUGGACAAUCCAGAUUGCAUAUUAGAGUUUUAUUUCAAAUUUGUCAGUAGUAAAUUUAUGUGAAAUAUAAAAGGGAUGACUGAUACAG
Oryza brachyantha (malo sina) is the source of this 1031-nucleotide messenger RNA. Its product is annotated as heavy metal-associated isoprenylated plant protein 28-like. Gene Ontology annotation, molecular function: metal ion binding. The record is from RefSeq and is a predicted model, not a curated record. The coding region runs from base 190 to 750 and encodes 186 amino acids. The transcript has 3 exons. Lineage: Eukaryota; Viridiplantae; Streptophyta; Magnoliopsida; Poales; Poaceae.